AUGGAUGUACCCAGUUGUGUGCAGCAACAACAACAGACUGAAGAGGUCUGGACAGCACUACUACAAGACUCACCACAACAACAGGGCAACCUUUCAGCGCUUAUGUCAACUUUUAGCAACCAAGGAUUUUUAAACCCUGCUUACCAUGACAGCGAAACACUUGAACUUGAUAAAAGAUCCCCGAGCAGAAGUCGUCACACCAAUCCUUAUGCUGGAGGCGGGAGUCGGGUCCAACCAGAUGUUUACCCCACUGAGUCGUCCCUGGACCCGGGGAGGGGCCCCUGGGGAGGGCUCCCCAGACAGAGCUGGGAUGGGGGACACGGAAUCCCGAUGGACCUUUUGUCCACUCACCCAGGGAACCCGGCAUGGCGCCCAGAUCACAAUCACAGCUCAUUUCAGAUCACCACUGAAGCCCACUAUCAACAAUCUCUGUCCAUCCAGAUGACUUCUCUGCCUUCAGGAAACAUGACGAUAAGAUGGAGAGGACACACGAUGAGGAGGAUGUUUCAGAAUACAGACCCCAAUCUUCAGCUUGCAGAGAACGCCAUUAUGGCCCAGGUAGAGAACGAGGAAAUCCACUUGGUCCGGGAACUUGUAGACAUGUCGACGCGAGACCGGAUCCGGGCGAUUCGUGAUCUCCCCCUGAGUUUCCAAGAGAAGAAACAUAUCAGGAGCCAAGUGCUUUCAUUCAUGUCCUCAAAGAAGUCACGUCACUUUACCUGUUUAGGAGACUGCUCAGAGCAUGUUUCCAGAUCUUUCCGCAGAUGUGGCUCAAAUGUGAGGUCUGCGAGGCAAACCCUGGAGCUGUGGCAGGGCACCAUGAAGGAAAUCGGCGGAAAGUUCGGCACCAGCGUCUUGUCGUACUUUGUGUUCCUGAAAUGGCUGCUCAUGUUCAAUAUUUUCUCCUUCCUGGUCAACUUUGGCUUCAUCACCAUCCCCCAGCUGGUGUUGGACCACUCACCAAACACCAACAUAAGCUUCAGGGGGCUGGAGAUUCUCACUGGCGCCGGGUAUUUUAACUACACUGUCAUGUACUAUGGCAGCUACAGUAAUCACACGCUCUUUGGGGCUGUGAACUACGAGAUGCAGCUGGGAUAUUUCUUAACCAUCGCUGUCUACAUGGUGCUCUGUGGCAUUGCACUGAUCUUCAGCAUGGCAAGCUCUUUCAAGUCAAAUUACGUUCUGGCCGAUUCAUCCAGUGGUGCCUGGCAACUUCUGUGUAGCUGGGAUUUCAGUAUCACCGAGAGAGCAGUGAGGCAGCGCAAAAACAAUCUUCGCAUACAGCUCAAGGAGUCCCUGUCAGAAAAGGCCCAGCGUGAACAGCUCACCUCGUCUGAGAAACUGCAGCACUUUGGGAUUCACCUGGGAUCCUGGCUGCUGUCCACGAGUUUGACUGUUGGUUGUGGAGCGAGCAUCUAUUUCCUCUGCUCUUAUGAACACCAGCGCAUGUCGGACAGCAGCAGCUGGUCUCUGCUUCAGGAGGCCGAGACCCUCCUCGUGCCGUUCGUGGUCUCUCUGAUGAACAUGGUGGUCCCUCUGUUCUUCUCACUCUUCAGCAAGUUUGAGCAUUACUCCACUCAGCGCAGGCAGAUCUAUGCUCUCGUGCUCAGAAAUGUUCUGUUCCGAAUGUGCAUACUGGGCGUCUUGUGCUACUACUGGAUGAACGAGGUCGCUAUCAAGUAUUCGUGUUGGGAGUCAGUGGUGGGGCAGGCUUUGUACCGCUUAGUCCUCGUCGACUUCAUCUUCCUGUUGUUGGGAUCCUUCUUCGGAGAGUUCCUCAGCAAUGUGGUCGGGACUCGUCUGAUCCCUCGUUUGGGAGUUCCUGAGUUUGACGUCGCUCGAAAUGUUUUGGAAAUAAUCUAUGCUCAAACGUUGGCCUGGAUUGGGAUCUACUUCUCUCCUCUUCUGCCAGCCAUCCAGAUCCUCAAGUUUUUCAUCCUCUUUUAUAUAAAGAAGGUUAGCUUGAUGCAGAACUGUCAGCCUCCGCGUCGGACAGGAAGAGCAGCGCAGAUGAAAACCAUCUUCACGGCUUUGUUAUUCUUCCCUUUCUUUCUGGGAGCUCUGGCCAUAGUGGGGUACACAACCUGGAGUUUGAGGCCCUCAGAGCACUGCGGCCCGUUCAGGGGGCUCAACAGCACCUUCAGUGUGGUGGAGGAGUGGAUUGACGACCUGCGACAGAUCCCUGGAUCCUCGUGGGUUGUGUUUAUCUACCAGAAAAUCAUCAGGAGCGAAGUCUUUUAUUUCCUCAUCUCAAUUAUCAUUUUAAUUAUUGUAUACAUUUUCUGGCAAGUGAGUCAAGGCCGCAAGCAACUCAUUGUGCAUCUACGACAACAGAUUGUCAAUGAGGGGAAAGACAAAUCGUUUUUGCUGGAAAAGUUGCAGAACCUCCAGAAAUCUCAGCCAAACCAAAGACCCAAACAGAAUAAUAACAGAAAGAGCAAAACCAGGCCACACGCAGAAGACUUGUCCUCGAGCGGCUCCUCUAACUCCAACGCAAUGGUGCAGGUCUUGCUCGCCCGACAGCGAGCAGAGGAAGAAGAGGAGAGAUUGAGGACAAGGGGACUCCCAGAUCCCCCACCUCAUCAGCACCUCUAUGACACCAGCGACAUGCCUCAAUCCUCAUCCAGCGCUUUGGCUCUGGCGAUGCAGGCCCGACAGAGAGCUGAAAGUCAGACACGAGGAGAGUACUACAGCAGGGCCGGGUUUACGGAGAACCACGUCAACUAUCGCCACGCAGCGGAGGAGGACGUCAACAGUCCCACCUCUGUGAAUAGCGUCAUGAUGCAGGUGAUGCAGGCCAGACAGCAGGCGGAGGAAGAGGAGGAGGAGCUGAAGAGGAUGAAGAGGCUCCCCGCGGCACCACAAAACCCUGCCCCAUCCAGCGCUCUCAUUCAAGCUAUGUUGGCACGGCAACAGGCUCAAAAUGAGUAUGACGAUGGGUACUGA
This is a messenger RNA of Knipowitschia caucasica, 2946 nucleotides long. The record is from the annotation of a GenBank genome assembly. NCBI's taxonomy places the organism in Eukaryota, Metazoa, Chordata, Actinopteri, Gobiiformes, Gobiidae.